AUUUCUACCAUGUGAUAAUGGAAGUCAGAGAAAGGCUGCUUGGAUGGAUGUUUGAUAUAACUUUAGAAUAUAAUAUUUUGUUUCAGGCCCAAGGCUGGCCAGGGCCCUAAAUAUACUGGUCUCUCAUCUUAGCAGUACUUUUUCCUUCCAAGACCUACCUGACCAUUCUAUAGUAAGUUUGGGCCUGGCUGUGGCCCUUCCUUUCCUCAUCAGGUUAGGACAGCUCUAAACCAGUGGUUACACAACUAAGAUGAAUGUUUUUAGAAUCUACUUGCUUCCUCUCAUUGAAAUUCAGGAAGCCUUGUGCCUGCCCCUGGCUAAAGUACAAUUUAGCUGAGCUUUUGUUCCACUUGUGAAUAGUUUUUGCUGGAAGCCCCUCAGCCAGACGCCAGUGAUCCCAACAGCCGGACAACAGCAGAGUGUGCUUUGGCCAAGUGCCAUGACACGGGAGGGCCAAUUCAGGGAAGAACUGGGCUAUGAUCGGAUGCCCACACUGGAGCGGGGUCGGCAGGACCCAGGACGGCAGGACCCUGGCAGCUAUACUCCUGACUCAAAGCCCAAGGAUCUUCAGCUGUCAAAGAGGCUGCCUCCAUGCUUCAACUAUAAGACGUGGGUCUUUUCCGUAUUGAUGGGGAGCUGCCUUCUGGUGACCUCCGGGUUUUCACUUUACCUGGGGAAUGUGUUCCCCUCUGAGAUGGAUUACUUGCGGUGUGCAGCAGGCUCUUGCCUCCCCUCUGCAAUUGUGAGCUUUGCUGUUGCAAGGAGAAAUGUCAGUGCGAUUCCCAACUUUCAGAUAUUGUUUGUUUCUACAUUUGCUGUUACCACUACAUGCUUAAUCUGGUUUGGAUGCAAACUGAUCUUGAAUCCAUCAGCAAUAAAUAUAAACUUCAACCUAAUCCUGCUUCUGCUUCUGGAGCUUCUCAUGGCAGCCACAGUGAUUAUCUCUGCACGUUCCAGUGAGGAGUCCUGCAGGAGGAAGAAGGGCUCCAUCUCUGAAAGCACCAGUGUUCUAGAUGAAGUGACAUUCCCUGCUCGGGUCCUAAAAUCCUACUCUGUGGUUGAGGUGAUUGCUGGUGUCUCUGCUGUCCUUGGUGGGGUGAUCGCUCUAAAUGUAGAUGAUGCUGUCUCAGGCCCACACCUCUCAGUGACAUUCUUUUGGAUCUUAGUGGCUUGUUUUCCAAGUGCCAUUGCCAGUCAUGUUGCAGCAGAGUGUCCUAGCAAGUGUCUGGUGGAGGUACUUAUUGCCAUCAGCAGCCUCACAGCACCGCUGCUGUUCACAGCCUCUGGGUACCUGUCCUUCAGUGUGAUGAGAAUUGUGGAGAUAUUUAAGGAUUAUCCACCAGCUAUCAAAUCCUAUGAUGUGCUCCUGCUGCUGCUGUUGCUGGUGCUGCUGCUACAGGGGGGUCUCAACACGGGUACUGCCAUCCAGUGUGUGAGCUUCAAAGUCAGCUCAAGGCUUCAGGGCAUGUCGUGGGACACUCACACCUGCCCACAGGAUCGCCCAACAGGAGAGGUGGUUAGAAGCCCCUUGAAGGAGUUUGACAAAGAGAAAGCCUGGAGAGCUGUCGUGGUGCAAAUGGCCCAGUGACAGCAGGACGGGAAAACAGUUGCAGUCCUGCUGGCCCCCAGCAUGUUCAACUGCACAGAUUCUAACUGACCAUGCUGCCGCUUCUACUUUCUAACACAUCCUUCCCCUUCUGAAAGGGACAGACAGGCUGCAAAAGUGUCAUAGUUUAAGCUUUGUGCUUUGUCAGAUGGGUCAGUUCAAUGUUUCUCAGGUAGUCCUGUUGCCCAGGAAAUCCUUGUGUCCCAGUCCUCUUCACUUCUUCACUUGACCUUCACCCAUACAAAGUCUGUCCCUGCCUGCUGGUUUAGUGUCUCACUUCCAUGCCCCAUCAUGGCCCAGUCGCUUCUUCACUUCCUACCUGCCAGGCUGCAGGGACAUUUUGGGUAUACUAAUAACACUGGCUUUGGGGAUGAGGAUGUAGCUCAAUCAAUAGAAUACCUGCUUAGCAGGAGGCUCUUGGGUUCAGUCCCAAGCACUACAUAAAGCUAGGUGUGGUGGUGCUUGCCUGUAAGCCUGUAAUCCCAGCAGUUGAGUGGUAGAGGUAGGAGGAUCAGAAGAAGUUCAAGGCCAUUCACAGGUACACAGUAAGGGCUACAUGAGCACUGUCUCAAAACAGCCACAAAUGCACUGGCUUUGAUUAAAAUCAUGGCCAAGAACUUGUUUGUAUGCCACCUCCUCUUACCAGAGGACCCCUGGAUGCCCUCAAAUGAUAUAGGUACAAUAACUACAGGGUGCACCUUGUAAAACAAUGCGUUUAAAUCUCUUUAGAAAUUGCUUUCUGGCUGCUGUGCACUUCGCAACAGUUCUGUUUCUCUUGCUGUAGGAGGUGAGCAGCAGUGCUCUGGCAGACACUGCCCUUUACUGAACUGGGGUGUAUAGUCAGUUAUUCUCCAGGGUCCAUAGGAAGGCUAGAGACCCCAAAGGACUAGUGGACCUGAGAUUUACAAACAGAAUGGAGCAGUCUGGGCGGAGGGGUGAGAGGCUUCUCCUUUCUAAAGGCAGGUAACCCUGGAUGCUAGGAUCCAUGGAAAGUGGGGUCAUUGUUUUCAAACAGAAGAAUGCAGGUAAGAUAUCUUGAAUGUGGAAAGUACCAAGCAAGGAGGCUUUCUCUGUCUUCAGUCCUGGGCAGCCCUUCUGCCAUCUUCCGCCUCUGCGGCCACAAAGGGCAGAGCCCUAUGGCCCCAAGCAAGCACCAGCAGGAGAGGCCACUUUUGUGUGCCUGGGUGCAGAGCCAACUGACUUUGAACUUCCUGCAGCUCUUGCCCCCACGCUCCUGAGUAGGGAGGAAGCCAUGGGCACACCAGGCUGGCAGCCAUCUUCCAGGGACCAGAGACUUCAACUUUCAGAGUUAGCAUAGGGAGUCUGAGGGUUACUGCUGGCUUGCACUUUCUUAUUUUAGAGAGCUUGAAAACUCAGACAAAUAGGGUUUUUGAAUUGUUCCCUGUAUACUUUUGUUUAAUAUGCUUGAGCAAUAAAUGCUAACAUGCAAAUGUG
Jaculus jaculus (lesser Egyptian jerboa) is the source of this 3061-nucleotide messenger RNA. RefSeq names its product modulator of VRAC current 1 (gene Mlc1). Gene Ontology annotation, cellular component: cytoplasmic vesicle; endoplasmic reticulum; plasma membrane. The transcript is spliced from 12 exons. NCBI's taxonomy places the organism in Eukaryota, Metazoa, Chordata, Mammalia, Rodentia, Dipodidae. The coding region runs from base 440 to 1588 and encodes 382 amino acids. Gene Ontology annotation, biological process: regulation of response to osmotic stress. The record is from RefSeq and is a predicted model, not a curated record.